AUGAGAACUGAGGCGAGUUUCAACCAGCUAAAAUAUUGUUUACUGCAAUGUCAAUCAAAAUAAUACGAUUCAACCAAUGGCCCAGUGCGGAGCCUGGGACUGGACAGUUUUUUUUGCAGACGUUCAACGCCGCAAGCAGUGCCAGUGUGGUCGUUGUGAAGUAAGGCAACAGCAGCUUGUGCAUUGCUGGGGACAAAACUGUGACUCCGAACUUUCAAGAGCCACUCUCUCCGUGUCAUUUCUCAACCCGCUGCUCCUCCGGGGUCUCUGACGGCAGCGCAUCUACUUGUAGGCGUACGUGAGCGCACUGUAGCAAUGUAGCCGGCUGCAGGACUGAACAACGUAUUACCUGCGUGUGGUGCUGAUCUCAGCGAGCGAGCGAGGACCUCUCCAUCAGGUACCAAUUAUUGGCCUACAAUAGUGGCUAGUAGCUAAUACCACGCGGGCUACAAUCAGCUUGUGCCACACACACACACACACGCACACACACACACACACACACACACACACACACACACACACACACACACACACACACACACACACACACACACACACACACACACACACACACACACACACACACAGAGAGUAUGGCAACGAUGUCCUGGGAGCAAAGGCUGCAGCAAUUCGUCGAAGCUAAGGGUAGCAGUACCAGUGCUGGUGCUGGUGCUGGUGAUGGUGCCGGGCCAUCGGGCGCAGUGUCGGCCGCAUCGGAGGCGGACGUGGAGCAGAUGACGGCGCAGUGCAUUGCCGACUGGCAUACGCCGACUGCUGCCGCCGCUGCAGCAUCCACUUAUCAGCACAUACCUCGAUUCUACAGAAAGUGUCCGGAUGAGAACGAUGCAGUCCGUAUGAGAGUGAGAGAGGAAGCACGAGCACGUCAUGUGCAGCGCCUCAGCAAGGAGAUGUUGACGAACAGCGACCUUGAUGUUGUCUGGGCUCUUCUACAGAGGCAAUACUCCAGUCAGGAGAAUGAAGAGAAGAUGAUCAAUUUUGACGACUUUGUGCGCGUAGGCCAAGAGGCCGGCGAAAAGUUCAGCUCUUACUUCACUCCCAUGGUGUAUGCAAAGCUCUACCAGCAAGACCCCCGUGGCCGGUUACCCAUCAGUCGCCUGUAUGCCUACAUAAUGAGAAAAGUCUGGCUGCAGCAGACGCGCAUAGGCCUGAGUCUGUACGACUCGCACGGCACCGGGGUUCUCCUUGAAGUCGAUUUUGAAAACUACAUCCUGGAGCUGAUUCCCACUCUUCCUCAGUUGAAUGGCCUGGAAGACUCGUUCUAUUCAUUCUUCGUCUGCACCGCCGUGCGCAAGUUCUUCUUCUUCCUUGACCCGCUGAGGACAGGCAAGGUGAAGGUGCAAGACAUCAUGUCCUGCAAGUUUCUUGACGAGCUACUUCAGCUACGUGACGACAAGCUGACGGCCGACCAGCAACGUUGCAACUGGUUUUCAGCACCGCACGCUCUGAGGGUAUACGGUCAGUACUUGGCAUUGGACCUCGACCACAACGGCAUGCUCAGCAAGCAAGAGCUGAUGGGGUACGGGACUGGGACGCUGAGUCCCGUGUUUGUAGACCGUGUGUUUGACGAGUGUCUGACCUACGAAGGAGAGAUGGAUUAUAAAGGUUAUCUGGAUUUCGUACUGGCUAUGGAGAACAGGAAGGAACCGCAAGCAUUGCACUUUUUUGUGCGUCUACUGGAUGUGCAGAAUCUCGGAUACAUUGACAUGUUCUCAGUCUACUAUUUCUUCAAGGACAUACAGCGUAUGUUGGAAGCGCAUGGCCAGCCAAUGGUUCAGUUUGAAGACGUGAAGGAUGAGAUCUUUGAUAUGGUCAAGCCGGUGGAUUCGCUCAAAAUUUCACUGGAAGAUCUGCUAAGAUGUGGGCAAGGUGAUACGGUGAUAAGUCUUCUCAUCGAUCUCAAGGGGUUCUGGCUUUACGAGAAUCGAGAGCAGCUUGCCGCUGAUCCGUCCCAACUCGACGCGGAAGACGACGAUGAAGUGGAUGACAUGGAGCUGGCUAGCUCGAUUCCUAUCGGCGGCCAUGUUGGUAACCAAGGUGAUGGUGCAGGCGGCCAUGUUGGUAACCACGGUGAUGGUGGUGGCGACAGCCAGGAUGUCCCGCAGGUGGAGCGGGAGUUCCGCGAGAUGAGCGUGGAGGAUUUGGAGUGAAGCUGUUUCGUGUGUGUGUGUGGGUGCUUGUGUACGUGUGUGUCUGGCGUAGUGGAUGGUGUACAGUGGAGAGAGAUCUUAGUGUAAACUAUGCGGGAUUAGAAAUUACUUUCUUUUUGCAUGCAAUGUACUGUACUGUUUACCUUACUGUGCAUUGACCUUGAUUCGUUUAAUACCUUGACCAUGAUCUUUGUCUACCUGUCAGUCAUGCAGUCUAUCUGCAGAUCAUCACGAGAAAACGUUCUUGAUGGAAAUAAACUGUUCCUAUGAUGACAACUGUAUAAACAACACAUGUACUUGA
Molecule: messenger RNA, 2469 nt
Organism: Sycon ciliatum
Lineage: Eukaryota; Metazoa; Porifera; Calcarea; Leucosolenida; Sycettidae
Product: serine/threonine-protein phosphatase 2A regulatory subunit B'' subunit gamma-like
Exons: 20
Coding region: 594-2168 (524 amino acids)
Biological process (GO): cortical cytoskeleton organization; positive regulation of B cell differentiation; T cell homeostasis
Cellular component (GO): spindle; centrosome
Source: RefSeq, a predicted model, not a curated record